Messenger RNA from Antechinus flavipes (yellow-footed antechinus), 5364 nucleotides. RefSeq names its product ribosomal RNA processing 1B (gene RRP1B). The coding region runs from base 51 to 2339 and encodes 762 amino acids. Lineage: Eukaryota; Metazoa; Chordata; Mammalia; Dasyuromorphia; Dasyuridae. Gene Ontology annotation, biological process: rRNA processing. The transcript has 16 exons. The record is from RefSeq and is a predicted model, not a curated record. Gene Ontology annotation, cellular component: preribosome, small subunit precursor; nucleus; preribosome, large subunit precursor.
AGCGACAGCCGUGUGGGAGGGAGAAAGGAAGGGGAUGUUCCGGGGGCAUCAUGGCCCCUGCCAUGCAGCCGGCCGAGAUCCAGUUUGCCCAGAGACUGGCAUCGAACGAGAAGCUUAUUCGGGAUCGAGCGGCAAAGAAACUGCGCCAGUACAUUAGCGUGAAAACUCAGAGAGUGACAGGUGGUUUCAGUCAAGAAGAACUAUUAAAAAUAUGGAAAGGACUUUUUUAUUGCAUGUGGAUGCAAGAUGAAUCUCUCCUGCAGGAGGAAUUAGCUGAUACCAUUUCCCAACUCAUCCAUGUUAUUAACAACUUGGAGGCUCAACACCUAUUCAUCCAGACCUUUUGGAAAACCAUGAAUCGGGAAUGGAAAGGAAUAGAUCAGCAACGUCUAAACAAAUAUUAUAUGCUAAUUCGUUUGGUCCUGAGGCAGUCCUUUGAAGUAUUGAAGAGAAAUGGUUGGGAUGAAAGCCGGAUCAAGCUUUUUCUGGAUGUCUUGAUGAAGGAAAUUCUGCACCCUGAGAGUAAUUCUCCUAAUGGAGUGAAAUUUCAUUUCAUUGACAUCUACCUAGAUGAACUAGCAAAAGUAGGAGCGAAAGAGCUUGUGGCAGAUCAGAAUCUCAAGUUUAUUGAUCCAUUCUGCAAGAUUGCAGCUAAAACUAAGGACCAUACCUUGGUACAAACGAUAGCUAGAGGAAUCUUUGAAGUCAUUGUAGAUCAGUCCCCCUUUGCCCCUGAAGAUUUAAUGGAGGAACAGAAAACUAAUGGUGACAGUGAGUUGUCUGAGGAAGAAGAAUCGGAUAAUGAGUUGACAUCUAAAAAAGUAGUCAUUAAAAAGAAACCAGAGGUAGACAAAUAUUCAACAAAAAAAGAUGGAUGGAAUGUUGAAGAGGAAAAGGAUGAUGAUGGGACCUCCGAAGAUACGGGUCUGCUUCUCCAGUUUGACUAUAAAGCUGUUGCUGACCGACUCCUAGAAGUGACCAGCAGAAAAAACACACCACCCUUCAACAGGAGACGUCUCUCUAAACUAGUCAAAAAAUUUCAGGAUUUAUCUGAAGGCAUUUUCCCUCAAAUCAGUUUCCCUGAAGACAUUUCUACAGAUGAAGAUGACCACACCCUUACUCGGGGAAGGCGUAAGAAAAAAAGAAAUAAACUUACAGAGAAACCCAAAUUAGAGAAAGAAAAAGGGCAAUGCAAACCAAAGAAAUUCAAUGCAGCUGAAGAAGAAAGUGAAUGCAAUCUUCAAAAGAGAAAACGAAGAAAGAAAAAAAAAAAUAAUUCCCAUCCUGAAAACUCAGGCUCUGGUGAUACUUUCAUUCCUCCUGAACCAAAUGGGAACAGUGAACCAGAGCCAUGUAAGAAAAAAGACCCCAAAAAAGGUACCCCCGAGAAUGAAAUAGAUACACCCUUUGGUGUAGCUGAGGAAAGUGGGGUGGAGCAUCCCCCAACUGCCAAUGCACAAAACAAAAGGAAACGGCCAAGAAAGAAAAGCUUAAAGGUCCUUGAGGAAGUGGCAGAGAUGGGGAUACCACCUGCUGAGACUGCUGUUCAAAAUGGCCCAGGAAGCAGUGCUUCCCAGGAGCCCAUCAAUAGCAGUCCCCCAGCAGGUGGGGUCAAAAUUGUGAAAAAGAAACGGAAACUUGGGGCUCUAACAGUCAGUAGUAAUGGCUUAUCCCCAUUGGUGGCAAUUCGGCCAGAGAAGGAAGGCUUGCUUGAUAGUCCAGCUGCAGAAGGGGAUUGCACAGCCCUCCUGACUCAGAGUGUCAAGCUAAAGAAAAAAAAGGGGAAGCUGGAUAGCCUUGAACCGGUUGGCUUGCCCAACCAGAAGGUUGCCUUUCUGAAAAAGAGGAAGAAAAUCAAGGAGGUAUUAAACUUGGUGGAAACUAAUGGAGCCCUGGAGGCUGAGCUGAAGAAAAUCCAGUCUACGGGAAGCAGUGCAGCUUUUAGUCCACUGAAGAAAAAGAAGCUAAAGACUGAAAACGACUUUGUGAAAUUUGAAAAUACAACCUUACCUAAGCCCUUGUUCUUUAGAAAAUCCAAAAGCAGCGUUAAUAUCUCUUCCCCUAGCCCCACCAUUCAGUUAAACAAGCAACCAUCAUCCAGCUCCAAAAAGGUCACUUUUGGGUUGAACAAAAACAUGACUGCAGAAUUCAAGAAGACUGACAAAAGUAUCUUGGUAAGUCCAACAGGACCUUCUCGAGUUGCUUUUAAUCCUGAACAGAAGCCUCUCCAUGGAGUGCUGAAGACACCUACGAGUUCACCCCCAGAAACUCCCCUUGUGACUAAGAAAUUGCUUAUUGCACCUCCAAAGAGAAGACCAACUGCUAUGGACUUCUUUUGAGCAUAGCAAGAUUCUUUUCUCUUUCAGGACUGCUUUUUGUACAGAAUAUUCUGUAAAUUAUAACUUUGGAAAUUUUUGGCCUUUUUAUCAUUAUUAUUAUUUUAUAAAUUCCUAUAAAUUGUAUAUAAAAUGUUCUGGUUGUGAUCUGUGACACUGCUACUUCACCAUCCCUUCAAUCUAAGGCCAUGGAGAUGCUUUGUAUAAUAUAUUCUUGCAUUUGGAUUAUAAUUGGUCUUUGCUUGAAUCCUUGGGAAAUUAUUCCCUUUCUUUAGUGUCUUCAACAAGAGCUAUUCGUGAAGGAACUCAGACUUUUUCUAUUCUGUCUUUUUCUUAAGGUAUAAAAUAAAAUCUACUGGCCAGUUGCUGGUUUAUAUGAAGCUUUGCUACUAUUGUUGUAUGUGUUGUGGUAGCUGAUUGUUUUCUGGUUAUUUGUAGUCUUAAUGAGCUCUAUGUAAUUGGCUUUAAGGGGAAAAAAUACCGUGUGGUAUUGUUAUCCUCAAAUAACCUUUAGAUGUUUGGUAGUUUUUUCUGGUAGAACAUAAUUUCUUUCAUAUUGGUGGAUUAGCACUACCAUAGUUUGUGUGAUCAGCCAGUUUAAUAUAGACAAAAUAUCAUUUCAGUCCUGUUCGUUGUUUUCUUCUGUCUACUAAAACUGCACUAUUUCCCUACUUGCUAGGCAAGUGCCAAGGGCAAUCCUCAAAAUAACCCUACCUGCUGAGCUUCGUGAAAAAACUAAUUUACUGAUGUCUUCUGCAUUCUUACAUGGAAAUCUGUUUCACUCUUUGUUUGGUUGCAUGGUUUUUAUUAAUUGACUAUUUGAACCAAGGUCUCAUGAACCUUGAAGUGGUUUUUCUGUAUUACAACAAGACAGUGUCUCACUCUCUUAGAAUACCAAUUUCCCAGAUGCACAAAACAAGAAGCCUAUGAAGAUUCUGUUUGAGGACAUUGAUUUUUUACUGUAUUUAAGAUAUGACCCAAAAUUGUAAUUAUCUAUUGUUUUAUGUGGUGUUUUUUUUUUUUUCCUGGAAUUUAAACAUUUAGGAUUUUAAAGUUGCCCCAUUUCAAUUAGCCACCAAGAAUUAAAUUUGAUUUCAUUUGUCCAGAUUGCAUUUUUUUAAAAGCAGGAUUGUGAUAUUCUAUUGAUAAUUCAGUUUUUUAUGAAGGAAAAUAUAUCUCUGCCUUUCAACUGAACAUGUAAUGAGAGAAUAGAUUCAAAACACUUCAAAUCUUCAUAAUAGGAUUUAGGAGUCAAGGGAGAAGAAAAAUAUCAAGGGCCCUUCUUUUUGGUUUCUUCUAUUUAAAAAAAAACAACAACUUCAUGUUUGUUAGGCAACAGCAGACAUUGAAAUUUCAAAUAUAUUAUAUGUAUUUUCAUUAUGCUUCAUUGUCAGAACUUAAGAGAAACUUAAGCUUGUCUAGGAGGCCCAAGAAUAUUGAAUUUCCACAUUAAUCCUAAGCUCUUCCAUGACUAUACCUUAUACUCGAUGGUUGAGUCACAAAGGAUGCUUGAUAUUAUACUACAGUGAUAGGAAUAGCUUUUGAGAAUGACAAAAAUUUUAGAAAUCUGAUGAGCUGCUCAAUUAGAUUGAGUAACUACAGUUAUAUUUCCUUCCUUUUUUUUUGUUGAUUCACAUAAUCAGUGAAGAAGCUUUAACCACAAAAAUUAUAACUGAACCAACUUGUCUAUGUCUAUAAGUUAACUGAUAGAAGUGAUGAUAUGAUUUCUUAACAUUUUUUAAACUUUGGUGAUUUUUACUUUGCCUGAUUGCAUAGAUUUAUCAUAAUUAAGCCAUGGAAGAAAGAACUAGUUGAUGGUUGUACUCUUUCUAUUGUUUCUUGUGGUAACAAUUUUCUUUUGUUACUACAUAUAGAUUAAUAGCUUUUGUUGUAAAAAAAUGCAUGUUUUUUAAAACAUAUAUUCUAUAAUGCAUUUGGUUGCUGUAUUCAAGGGAAAGAUGAGAUAUGGGUAUUCACAAACAAGAUUAGUUUAACUUUUGUUUUUAAAUAAUUUAUAAACUGCUAAUCAUAAAUUGUCUUUUUAAAGAAUAUCCAGAUGAUUUUUAUUAAGCACUAAGAUCUUGAAUCUACUACCAGAUAUACUCUUUUUAGCCCCAAAAUACUCCCCCCCCCAAAAAAAAAAAAGGGAAAGAAAAAGAAAAAUAGAAAAGGCAAGAAGUUCUAAAAGAGAAGAAGAAGGCAUUGGUUUUACAGUGACUAGUGAUUUUUUUUUUCCUUCUCAGAAUUGAAGGCUUGAAUUAACAGUGUCAUCUAUCUGCACUGUGGUAUUGUUGUAAUAACUUGUAAAUAUGCCUGUAUCAAAUAUAAAUUGUCUUCUGUCGUAUAUGAAUAUUUUCAAGGGGUAACACUGAAUGCCUUUAGUUUACUGUAUCUUCAGCUGUUUCUGAAUUUUGUUUCAUGUUGUGAGUAAAUUGAAAAAGUUUAUUCUAGGAUUUUUGUUUUUGUUUUGUUAAAUGUGAACCACAAAGGAAGGAGACAAGUACUGUUUACUUGAAUUCCCCUUGUACACCCAAGAAAUGUAUCACCUAAAGAAAAUGUAUUUUGAAAAUCACAGCUUUCUGUUUGAGUAUAUGUUAUUUUUAUAGAGAAAAUUGCCAAGAAUACUUAAAAAGGCCAAAAACAGGAAAUGACUAAUGUUGGUAACCUUGAAUUACAGUUUUUUGUAAAGGGUAGUUAUUUUUCACAGGUCUGGUCAAUUUUGUACAAUUUUGUAUCAGACUCUUCUUAAGAUUUAUAAUCAUUUGUAAUUUCUAACUGGACUGAAAGCACAAAGGGAAGUGUUAACAGGAAAUCUGGCAGAGGUUGGUUUUAAGUGUUGAAAAAGUAUAAAAUUGGAUUUAAUUUUAAUCGUGUGUGUUUCUCUGUAUUUUUAUUAUGCUAGCAAGGAAUAUGUUUCUUUACUGUAAGUUCGUAUUAACAGCUGCUGUAUUAACAGUGUUUGUCAAUGUGGUAUUUCAACUAAGAAAGUCACAUAGCCAAAUCCAAUAAAAAUUAGUCUUUACUCUGA